CGUGUGCAUGGCUGUGUGUUAAAUGGAUUUUCUUACUCACAACUGCAUAUAAAAGCACCCGAGGACAGCCAGAGUUAUUUUAGUUGAUUGAAAGUGAACUUAAAAGUAAUGUGAAGAGUAAGCAAUAAAAUUAAUAAAGCAAACACAUUGCCACAAGACUCGGCGCUUACCUUGCCCAUACACACAAGGCGCAUUCUUCGCAAGAAAAUGAAAGUACUCCUACUGUGGCUGAUUGGAUGGUUACCUGGCGCUCUGGUGCAGGGUGCGAUCACGUAUAAUGCGGAUAGGAACAUUUCCGAUGUGGCCAUUGCUCUGUCGGAAAUAAUCAACGGCUUAAAGCCACGCCAAUUAGCCAUACUGGCGGCACCUCAGUUCCACUUCACUAAACGGCAUGCACCCUUGCCAGCUUCGGCCGAAAUUCCCGACGAUUCGCAAUUAGAGGGCAUGCAAAUGGACAUCGACGACUUCAUCUAUCAACUGCAUAAGCUCAACUUUAAGUCCGUCAUUUAUGAUAAGGCCGAUUUAUUUUUCAAAUUCGUCGAAGAUAGCCUACAGGGUUCGAUUGAGAGCGUCAAUCUGAUAUUUAGUGCACCCUAUGAGCUCUCGGCGCGUAUACAGGAGCGUCGGUUGUCGCAUCGGCUGAGCUUAUUCAUAUUCUACUGGGGCGCCAAGCAUCCGCCGAAGGCGCAUGAAGUGCGUUUUGAGGAGCCAAUGCGGGCGGUGGUUAUAACGAGGCCCAGAAAGAAGGCGUUCCGUAUAUACUACAAUCAAGCUGUACCCGACGGUGUGAGCAAUCUGCGUUUGGUGAACUGGUAUGAUGGCGAUAAUUUGGGCUUGCAAAAAGUACCGCUACUGCCCAAUGCUGCAACGGUUUAUUCGAACUUCAACGGACGCGUAUUCCGAGUGCCCGUCUUUCACUCUCCGCCCUGGUUUUGGGUCAGCUAUGAGAACGAUUCCACAAACUCUACCAUGCUUGACGACUACAUUGACUCCACCAAUGACUACAACGAGUUCACAGAAGUGAAUGUCACUGGCGGACGAGAUCAUUGCCUCCUCAACCUGCUGGCGCAGCAUAUGAAUUUUCAGUUUGUUUACAUAGAAGCGCCAGGCAGGACACAGGGUUCCUUGCGCAAUGAUGACACAGGCGAGGAGAAUGAUACAUUUACUGGAGGCAUAGGACUCUUGCAAAAUGGUUUAGCUGACUUCCUACUCGGCGACGUCAGCCUCAGUUGGGAGCGUCGCAAGGCCGUAGAGUUCUCCUUCUUCACACUGGCCGACUCUGGCGCUUUUGCGACGCAUGCACCGCGUCAUCUCAACGAAGCCUUCGCCAUAAUACGUCCGUUCAAGCGCGAUGUGUGGCCCUAUCUCAUAUUAACGGUUAUAUUUUCGGGUCCCAUAUUUUAUGCCAUAAUUGCUAUACCCUACAAGUGGCACUUGCCAUGUCAAAAGCGCGGAGCAAGGCGUCGCUUGCGUAGGCAACAACAAUGUGACGUGGAGCGCGCCGACGAGUUGGUCUUUCAUAUGGCAUACAUUAAGGAAAUCACAGGCGACAACGAGAUGACAAGGCGUUUACUGCGACAGCAACAACAACAGCAACGUCAAGGGGUAGUCCAGCAGAUGCGCAGUGGCAGAGUACAGGGAUUGGCGGAAAUACCAAACAAUCUUUUUGAUAAAUGCAUUUGGUUCACAGUGCAACUCUUUCUCAAGCAAUCUUGCAAGGAGCUUUAUCACGGCUAUCGUGCCAAGUUUCUCAUGAUCGUCUACUGGAUUGCGGCCACCUACGUGCUGGCUGAUGUCUACUCCGCCCAGCUAACGUCGCAGUUCGCGCGUCCGCCACAUGAGGCACCAAUUAACACGUUGCAACGUCUGCAGAAGGCCAUGCUGCGCGAUGGCUAUCAACUGUUUGUGGAGAAGGAAAGCUCAUCGCUGGAAAUGCUGGAGAAUGGCACUGAGGUAUUUCGCCAAUUGUAUGCGCUCAUGAAGCUUCAGAAUCCGGAUAUGGAGGGUUAUCUCAUUGAUUCCGUGGAAGCUGGCAUUUUAUUGAUCGCUGAUGGGCUGGAAAAUAAGGCGGUUUUGGGUGGACGAGAGACACUCUACUUCAAUAUACAGCAAUUUGGUUCCAAGACAUUUCAACUCAGCCAUAAACUUUAUACGCGUUACUCUGCGGUCGCAGUGCAGAUCGGUUGCCCUUUCUUGGAUAGUUUAAAUGAUGUCAUCAUACACCUUUUCGAAGGCGGCAUCCUGGACAAAAUGACAAAUGCCGAAUAUGCCACACAAUCGCGUAUGUUGGGUAAGGAAUAUAAUGCACUACAUCCCACGAAUCCCUCUGAAACCAAUGGCAACAAUGAGCCGCCACCGAGCGAUGACAAUCGCAAUGCGAACGGCGGUGGCGAUAUUAAUGGCAAGGGUGAGGAGAACACGGAGGCCACACCGAAAUCGCUGGACUCACAAAUCAUACAACCGCUCAACCUGCGCAUGUUGCAAGGCGCCUUCAUCGUCCUAAUCUGCGGCUACGCGGCGGCAACUGGUAUUCUUGUGUUGGAGCUGUGUUGUCAUCGUCUGAACUCGAAUUUUAUGGAGCGUACUCAGGCCCGCUUGUUGCGCCGUUAUCGCUGGUGUAGUCGGAAAAUCCGUAGAAUGACACAUAUGCUUUUUGUCAGAAUUAUGCGUUAAAUUAUUUGUUGUAUUGGUUGUUGUUGUCAUUUUGUGCCGGUGGACUUAUCACUCGACAGUUUUGCAUAACAAAUGGGAUUGUGCGGGUGCUUGUGAAAUUAGUCAAACUGUUUUUGUUGUUGUAAUGUAGAAAUAUUCUACAAAUGAGUUAAUUACCGCGACACCAGCGUAAAUGAGGCAGCUUUUGCAUAGUUUAGGCUUUACCUCAGCUUGUAGAAUUUUUAUUGCGGUGUAAUUGCUUAUCGGUAGUUUGGGAGUUUCUGAAGCGUAAAUUUACAUAAAGUUUGGUUUUUUGGAACGAAAAAGGAAACCACUAGGUGAAGUAGGCAAAGCGUGUAAUAAUGUAUGAUUAUAAACAUGUGUGAAGGUAUUGUCGAGCAUAAUCUAAAAAAUUAUAAAUUUUGUAAUGUUCUGUAUCUAAAACCAUUACAAAACCGUUAAUUGCACCGAUAUAACUUUGAACAAGUAAAUUUGUGUCACAAGAGCUUUAAAUAAAAUAAAAUUUAUAAAUGUUGCAAA
Molecule: messenger RNA, 3192 nt
Organism: Bactrocera dorsalis (oriental fruit fly)
Lineage: Eukaryota; Metazoa; Arthropoda; Insecta; Diptera; Tephritidae
Gene: Ir40a
Product: ionotropic receptor 40a
Exons: 10
Coding region: 208-2673 (821 amino acids)
Cellular component (GO): membrane
Molecular function (GO): ligand-gated monoatomic ion channel activity
Source: RefSeq, a predicted model, not a curated record